ACAAGAACUAGAAAUCGAUUGGUGUGCUUUUGAUGACAGACAGCAGAGGGUAGAAGAACAAACAGAAGGAGUGGAAGCAAGAAAGUAUUGAAAGGAUUGAGGUGUAACUGCCAACACAAUCAAAGUACUAACCAAAAGCUCCUGAAAUACCCCUCAGGAUGGCUGAUCAAUGGGGAGAUGCUGUUUUUGCAGCCAGGCGACGGGGUGAUGACACAACGCGGGAGGCAGCCUUCACCUACACCAACAGCAAUAACACCAGAGACCCAUUUGAGGGACCCAACUACCACAUUGCCCCAAGAUGGGUGUACAAUCUUUCUACAAUGUGGAUGCUUUUUGUGGUCCUUGCCUCAACCUUCACCAAUGGCCUGGUACUAGUGGCCACAGCCAAAUUCAAGAAGCUCCGCCACCCUCUCAACUGGAUCUUGGUCAACCUUGCUGUGGCUGAUCUUGCAGAGACACUAUUUGCCAGCACAAUCAGCGUCUGCAAUCAGUUCUUCGGCUACUUUAUCCUUGGACACCCAAUGUGUGUUUUCGAAGGCUUCACAGUUGCUACUUGUGGUAUUGCUGGUCUGUGGUGCCUGACAGUCAUAUCAUGGGAGAGAUGGGUGGUGGUGUGCAAACCUUUUGGUAAUGUGAAGUUUGAUGGCAAAAUGGCUACUGCUGGGAUUGUCUUCACUUGGGUCUGGUCUGCCCUCUGGUGUGCGCCUCCCAUCUUUGGAUGGAGCAGGUACUGGCCUCAUGGUCUAAAGACCUCUUGUGGACCUGAUGUGUUCAGCGGAAGUGAAGACCCUGGAGUCCAGUCCUACAUGAUUGUGCUGAUGAUCACCUGCUGCUUCAUCCCCUUGGGUAUUAUCAUUCUCUGCUACAUGGCUGUGUGGUGGGCCAUUCGCACCGUUGCCCAGCAACAGAAAGACUCAGAAUCCACACAGAAAGCUGAGAAGGAAGUAUCCAGGAUGGUGGUGGUCAUGAUCCUUGCCUAUUGCUUCUGCUGGGGUCCUUACACCUUCUUUGCCUGCUUUGCAGCUGCUAACCCCGGCUAUGCCUUCCACCCACUAGCAGCAGCCAUGCCUGCCUACUUUGCCAAGAGCGCCACAAUCUACAAUCCAAUUAUUUAUGUCUUCAUGAACCGACAAUUCCGUACAUGCAUCAUGCAGCUCUUUGGAAAGAAGGUUGAUGAUGGAUCUGAGGUGUCUACAUCCAAGACAGAAGUCUCCUCUGUGGCACCUGCAUAAAGUAACAAUUAUACCUCAUAAAUUUGAUUCAAGUCUUGGGAACGUGGAAAACAAGCUCAAAACUGAACUUUUUAUAUUCCUUGUAUCUUUGACGUUUUCGUAAUAGUUUUUCUCUCCAUUCCUUUUGACAGAGUGUGAUGGAAAAAAAACUUGUAAUAUGACAGUGUGUGUAAAAGCAUUGAUUACUCAAAACUGCUCAGUCUGAUGUUGAAUAGCACCAGAGUUUAUUUAUAACUCUGGUUAACAAUAUUCUCUCACCAACAUACAUGACUGGCUGGUAAACUGGCUUCCAAGUAGCGUUCAUGAAUAUAUAAUACACAUUUUAUAAUAGUGUCAUUCACUGUUGGUGGUACAUGAAAAAGUAUUAAGCGCAGAUGCAAUUAUGUUAAAUGUUAAUACAGACAAUGAGUUUUGCCUUUACACAGCACUGUGAGUCAACACAAAGGAAUCUAUGCUGAUGAGCGAAUCACCUCUGGGGUGAAAUCACUUGUGACUUCAUACCCGCUCAUUGUGUAAUACCACUAAUGUAACUUUAAAUACCUUUUGUAGCCAUCUUGCAUGAAAACAAAAAUUACAAAAAAACUCAAUAGAUAUACGCUUAUGUACAGUAUAUAAUAUGAUUCUAUUUUUCUUGUGAUGAAAAUAAAUGCAGCAAAUUGAAAACACA
This is a messenger RNA of Pygocentrus nattereri (red-bellied piranha), 1899 nucleotides long. Its product is annotated as red-sensitive opsin. Gene Ontology annotation, cellular component: photoreceptor outer segment; membrane. Lineage: Eukaryota; Metazoa; Chordata; Actinopteri; Characiformes; Serrasalmidae. The coding region runs from base 159 to 1232 and encodes 357 amino acids. Gene Ontology annotation, biological process: G protein-coupled receptor signaling pathway; phototransduction; visual perception. Gene Ontology annotation, molecular function: G protein-coupled receptor activity. The record is from RefSeq and is a predicted model, not a curated record. The transcript has 6 exons.